This is a messenger RNA of Truncatella angustata, 1719 nucleotides long. RefSeq lists its product as uncharacterized. Bases 1 to 1719 code for a protein of 572 amino acids. NCBI's taxonomy places the organism in Eukaryota, Fungi, Ascomycota, Sordariomycetes, Amphisphaeriales, Sporocadaceae. The record is from RefSeq and is a predicted model, not a curated record. The transcript has a single exon.
AUGGCUUUCCAUCAACCAACUCGCCAGGCUGCUCAACGAAUCUUCCACCAUACGGUUGAGGACGACGUACGCCAAGCUCCCCAGCCAGUGGCGUCGGUCGUCGAAGAGUCGCACACAUGGGUCUUAUUCUCUCCAACAAAUGAUGAUCAGACUACGACUUCAUACCUCACAGGAACCCAUCAUACCGAAUCGACACCCGGUCGUUCACGAUUGAGUGAUUUAGGUAGUUUGCACACGAUUGCCCGCACCGACAGCAUCGGGCAGCAACAGUCGGCCAGCAGCAAUGCGGUUGACGAUGACGACUAUGAGGAAGAGGACGCAGAACUGGACAGUCUAGACAGCCACCUUCCCGAGUUUCGAUCGACACCACACUUCUAUAGCUCGGCGCAUGGCUUAGCGCCUAUCGUGCCUGCCCACGAUGGCCUCGGCUCGUUCCGACUUGACCACGAUGGCAUGGGUCCUGAUGUCCAGGAAAGGCUGUAUGCAUUCGAACAGUACAACCCUCGACGGGUAAAGAGGCGAAGAGAGAGUCUCGAGGUAGCUCAGGUUGAGCUCGAGACGGAACAAGAACAGGAGAUGGACAAGAUGAGGCGGAUAGAGACCUGGAGAUUAGAGCAGAGCCGAUGUCUGCUCGAGGAGAUCCAGAAGGAAACCAGACGGCGGAGACGAUCUGCAGCCAGUACACAAUCAGCGGUGGCGAGGAGCCAAGUUGUAGCAGCUGUCGACGAGGUCCUGGCUAGCAGCCAAGAAACAGUAGAUGAGGAUGAUGCUUGGCAUGAUCAGCAGGCGAACGACCUCGGAGAAAGUGAAGGUAUCUUGGGUCGUAUCACACGAAAAGUCGUCCGUGACAUCUUGGGCAUUGACGAUAAGAUGUUAUCCGUGCUUUUCGGUGAGUCGUUGCCUGAUGAGGACGAUUUGUCCUCAACGCCCAAGGCGUCGACCGUAAUGCGCGACACAAGCAAUGACACCACCAUGACUGAUUCCCAAGAAGCGUCAUGGCAACUCAAGAUGCUCGAAAGGAUAGCCAAAGAACUUGGGUCGCUUGUACAUUCAAUGUCGGAGCAUCCGGGAGCCUUUUCGACCUACUCACGAAUGCAACAAAUGCCCAUUCCCUAUGCUGGUCUACCGCCGAUUGCCGAGUCCACGACCGACAUUGGGCAAACUCCAGCAAUUCCAACUAGCCCAAUAACGACAAUGCCCGAAUUCAAGCCAACUAUUGUCCCCCAACAAACACGACCUAUCGAUAUGCCACAUGCCAAGCCAACCGCAGCUGCAUCGCCCGUCCAGGGUGACAAGGCCGCCCCAGACACAUCCUUUACACAAGACGAAUGGGAGAAGGAUCUGGACGUGCGACUGAUAUUCCGCUAUCUCCGAUCACGCUUCUUGUCACGCUCAAACAGCACGGGCAACUUAUCUGGUACCUCUCAUCUCGCGACAUCCAGUACCCAAGACGUGGCGGCCAAAGUGGCACGAGUACGACAACACCACCCGUUAGUAUCGAAGGCGCGCCCCGCCGAGAGGCGUGUGUUUAGAGCAACAACGCCAACAAGCCCGGUGCUUUUUAGACAUGCUUCAAGCUGUGCGAGUCAGAGUACACGAAAGUCGGUGAGAAGAGGUAGUGGCUCCUCUCGCCAUUACUGGGACAUUGGUGCUGGUUCUGUCGGUACGGGAUCUUUAAUCGCUGCAGCGGGUCCUAUGGGAAGCUGGGGCGAGGUGUGA